Aspergillus caelatus is the source of this 2121-nucleotide messenger RNA. RefSeq names its product Zn(II)2Cys6 transcription factor. NCBI's taxonomy places the organism in Eukaryota, Fungi, Ascomycota, Eurotiomycetes, Eurotiales, Aspergillaceae. The transcript has 2 exons. The coding region runs from base 1 to 2121 and encodes 706 amino acids. The record is from RefSeq and is a predicted model, not a curated record. Gene Ontology annotation, molecular function: DNA-binding transcription factor activity, RNA polymerase II-specific; zinc ion binding. Gene Ontology annotation, biological process: regulation of DNA-templated transcription.
AUGAAACGUAGAAUUGGACCAGAACUGCACCAAAAGCCUCGAAAACGUGUCACAAGACAGGAUCCGGUAUCUUGUGAAUCAUGCAGGCGCAAAAAGCUGAAAUGUAACCGGCAACAGCCAUGCAGUAGUUGCGUCACUCGGAGACUGCCAUGCAGCUAUGCUAUUGCGCCGGCCGCGGCGGACACACAUAAUGUAGGAUCGGAAGAUGGAAGCCGAAGGGAGGCAACUGUCCUUGGCCAGGGAAACACACCCGAGCUUCAGGAGAUGCGAAGUGCGGAUACACACCCUGCUACGAACCCUCAGCCAUCGUACCGCAGCCGAGAAUCAUUGAUGACAGCGGACUGGCUGGAGAACAUUCAUAUGGGUCAACGAGUGCCAACAGCCACACCAAAGUUGCUGAGAGAUGAACUCGAUGAGCUGCGGAAUAAGGAUGAUUUUGCUCCUCCGGGAACGCUGCUCCCGGUUUCCUGCCGAAGUUGGAACGCCUCUCGGGAGGAUCCUGCGGCAGUCAAUUUGCUAUCGUUUCUCCCCCAUAAGCACGAGGCUAUGGCACUGUUUCGAUACUAUACUAACUGUAUUGACUACCUCUAUCAUAUCAUAUUUCCUAGGCGCGUGGAGGAUCAGAUAGAUGGUAUCUACCGAGCCAUUGAAAGAGGCCAACCGCCUAAUUUGAAUCACUUAGCCCUCUUUUUCAGUAUUGCCGCCAGUUCGUUGUUUUUGCAACUAUCCGUGGAGUCUUCUAUUCAUGCAGAGCUUUGCAGUCGCGAGUUUUCGUUUUUGACCGGCGCCGCCCUGAUUCAAAGCAACUACCCAGUCAAUCCCACGGUCGAGGGCUUACAAGCAGCAAUGGUCAUCAUGCACCAUGCAUCCAAUAUAAGCUGCCAUGCAUCAGUCAGUGGUCUUUUCGUUCAUGGCGCAGUUAUUAGCCAAGCAAAGAAUCUCAAGCUGCAUUGCAUCGAUUCACCGCGAUUACGAGAGGAAAGGGAGGCUAAUUCAUUUGAUGUGGUGGAGCUAGAGACAAAGAGGCGGCUUUGGUGGGAUAUCGCAUCAUACGACUGGUUUCUCGGGUUCCUAAGCGGUCCUCAAGAGUGGACCUAUCUGAUUAACCCAGAGCACAUGAGGGUAGACCGACCACUCAAUCUUGAUGAUGACGAGUUUGAGGGAUAUGGUGGAUUGUCGCGACCGAGCUCGAUACCAACGGACAUGUCUUUCUCUCUCGAGCGACUUAAGCUUGGUAUCGUGUGCCGUGAAGUCAUUGACGCUACGUCCCAUGAGCACCUAUAUGGAAUAGAAGUCAGCUACCCGAAGAUUCUUGAACUUGACCGAAAGUUUCACCAAGCCCUUGCUGAGAUACCAGAAUUCUUCCGCCUUGACCCAACGUCCAGGCGUCGAUUCGCCUCCCUGUACCAGAGCCGACCAACAAUUGCAUGGCAAAGAUGUCUCCUACAACAAGGCUACUUUUCACGCUUGUGCCGUCUGCAUCGGCAAUUUUUUAUCCGCGGAGCUCGUGAGCCACUUUAUUCCUAUUCCCAUAUUGUAUGCCUUCAAUCAGCCCGAAAGGUACUGGAGAUCAAAAAGAUCAUGGACGAAGACGAACCAAAGUUCACACCGCCAAGCUCAGUGGUCUGGUCCGUUAUGCACCACGUAUUCAUGGCUGCUGUGAUCUUGCUGCUGGAUGUGUGCUUCAACUGGGACGAUAUUCUAGCUGAGAAGCGAAAGGAGGAAGUGCUUGAUGCGUGUCGCAUGCUAAGAAACGCUCAGCUAUCGUCUUCACUAGUGAAAGAGGGUAUCAAUGCCAUGAUGGGUGUGCUACAAAAGCACUGGAAACAUGGCAAGCUGGCUGCUUCUCCAAACCGCAAUUCCUUUGCCAGUGUAAACCCGGCCGGUCAGGAUGCGCCGAGGCAGCCCUUGCCUUCCACGUCUGCAGCCAGCUAUACACCAGCAACCACGAUCGAAUUGGAUCCACCGGGUGACUUACCUAAUACUUUGGAUGAUACGGGCGAGAGGCAACUGGAAGAUAUAUGGUCUGAGAUGCUCGACAAUAGUGCUAACCUCGACCUGGGAGAUACUGAUUGGACUGGGUUGUUGACCGAGUUGACUAAUGCCACUAUGUCUGGUUGA